Molecule: messenger RNA, 681 nt
Organism: Acanthosepion pharaonis
Lineage: Eukaryota; Metazoa; Mollusca; Cephalopoda; Sepiida; Sepiidae
Source: the annotation of a GenBank genome assembly
AUGGUUACCAUCAUUGUUAUUCCCAACAUCAAUUUACCAGUAGACUUGGAAACUGUGGCUGAAAAACCCUGGUACACUCCAGAAAUCAAAACUAGAAUCAGUAGGAUAUCGGAUCUGCUUUACCAACUUCCAAGCCACAGUUCUGUUGUCAUCACUUCAGUUGACAAAAUGCUACAAGAACUUUUCACACAUCGAGGAUCCGGAACAUUUUUUAAGAUAACAGAACCAAUUCACAGCUAUCACAAACUUGAUGAUGUUGACCAACAUAGGCUUCAUAAUCUCCUCUUGAAAGCUUUUGGUCGGACACUUAAAGACGGAUAUUUCAAUAUGAUUCAAGAGAGACUACACACUUUGUAUCUUUCUGAAGAUUACAGUGCAGCGGCUAUUAUUCUGAGUGAAGAAAAUAUCGAUGUACCUUACCUUGACAAAUUUGCUGUUUCCCAAAAAGCACAGGGUGAAGGCACCGGAGAGAUGUUGUGGGCUUGUGUCAGACAAGACUUUAAACAGCUUUUCUGGAGAUCAAGGGGAGAUAACCCUAUAAAUCCUUGGUACUUCAAGAAAUCUGAAGGAAGUUGGAGCAAUGGAAAAUGGACAGUUUUUUGGUAUGGCAUACAAUAUCACAACACAUCAUCACAUUUAAUUGAUUCAGCCCUGGCAAAGGAUAACUCUUUCACCUCAUAG